CACCGCCACCAAACAGAACCAACCAAUCCCAUUCUAUUUUGUAAAAUGCAAAAAUAAGAAGAAAAGAUAUUUAUAGAGAAAAUGAAGGAAGGAGACACAGUUAUACUGUCAAUUGGGACACGCUAAUACCACUCACUCCAUUCUGAUUCCUCCAUAUCAAAGUAAACUGCUGUAACAAACACACUCACUUGCAUUCUCCCUCUAUACGAAAUAGCCACGUCAUUUCCCCGCUUUAUCCAACCACCGUGACUCACCUCUCUCCCUAUCUUUCCUCGCAUCUUCUCCUCUUUCACCUUCCAAUUCCAAACACCACCUCUCCUUCUUAUUCUUCUUCUUCUUCUUCUUCUUCUUCAAACUUGUGGUUUCUACUGUUCUAGAAUGCCGGCGUGGUGGAGUAGAAAAUCCUGCAAGAACAAACAGCAGAAUCAGGGUGAGGUUGAAGAUGAGGAAGAGACACGUGGCAGGCAGAAAUUCAAUCUGAUAGGAUCGCCGAUUAGCAUUAUCAGCAGCAGGAAGAAAGGCAAGGACAAGAACAAGAACAACAAGAGCUUCGAUGAGCUUAUCGCCUCUCGCAACUCACCGAGGACAAGCAAGGAAUUCGCCAGCGUCGACGGUAACGACAAUAACAGAGACCGAGACAGAGGGCUUCCGUUGCCUCGCCCUACGGUUUCGGCCAAUCACAGCUUCAACAACGAUCAGGGCCUCGUCUUCGGAUCUACUUCGCUAUCUGGUUCCAGCGUCAGCUCCUCAACCUCUAACGAUGACCACCCUAUAUCUCCUCAAUUCAUUAACAACAGAGGACAAGGUGACAUCAAAUUCCAUGUGAGGCCAAAGAGUCCAGGUGCUGGGUCAAGGGGGCCGACAAGCCCUACAUCGCCACUUCAUCAGAGGAUUUUGAGUCUCGACUCUCCUACAGGCAAGCAAGAGGAUGGAAAAAGUGAAUGUCACCCGUUGCCUCUUCCCCCCGGCUCUCCUACUAGUCCUUCCACCCUUUCCACCCCACGGGCAAAUGGAUCCUUAGAAAACAACGCCAGUAAUCUGUCGAAGUGGAAGAAAGGAAAGCUUCUAGGAAGGGGAACUUUUGGGCAUGUUUAUCUUGGAUUUAAUAGUGAGAGUGGACAAAUGUGUGCAAUAAAGGAAGUCAGGGUUGUCUCUGAUGAUCCAACAUCAAAAGAGUGCCUCAGACAACUUAAUCAGGAGAUAAACUUGCUUAAUCAGCUUUCACAUCCAAACAUUGUUCAAUAUUAUGGGAGUGAACUGGGUGAAGAAACACUUUCAGUUUAUUUGGAAUAUGUUUCUGGUGGUUCUAUCCAUAAAUUGCUACAGGAAUAUGGUUCAUUUAAGGAGCCUGUCAUUCAAAAUUAUACCAGGCAGAUUGUAUCUGGGCUUGCUUAUUUGCAUGCAAGAAAUACAGUACACAGAGAUAUCAAAGGAGCUAACAUACUUGUUGAUCCUAAUGGUGAAAUCAAGCUGGCAGACUUUGGAAUGGCUAAACUAAUAAAUUCUGCUGCCUCAGUACUUUCAUUCAAAGGAAGUCCAUACUGGAUGGCACCUGAGGUUGUAAUGAAUACCAAUGGCUAUGGUCUUCCAGUUGAUAUAUGGAGCUUGGGAUGCACAAUUCUUGAAAUGGCAACAUCGAAGCCUCCAUGGAAUCAAUAUGAAGGGGUAGCUGCCAUAUUUAAAAUUGGGAACAGCAAAGAUAUGCCUGAAAUCCCUGAACAUCUUUCAGAUGAUGCCAAAAGCUUCAUUAAGCUAUGUUUAAAUAGGGACCCGUUAGCACGCCCAACAGCUCAAAUGCUACUAGACCAUCCCUUCAUUCGUGACCAAUCAGCAACAAAAGCUGUAAAUGUUAGCAUAACCAGAGAUGCUUUCCCCCGCAUGUUAGAUGGAAGCCGGACUCCGCCACCUGUUUUGGAGCAUCAAUCCAAUAGAACAAGUAUAACGUCACUUGAUGGAGAUCAUGCAACAAAGACAGCUCGAGCAGCUUCUCACGCAUUAAGGAGCCCAAGGUAAAAAAAUCCCACCUGUUAAUUUCAAUUAAGGCAUGAACU
This is a messenger RNA of Arachis ipaensis, 2051 nucleotides long. Lineage: Eukaryota; Viridiplantae; Streptophyta; Magnoliopsida; Fabales; Fabaceae. The record is from RefSeq and is a predicted model, not a curated record.